ACUUCCUACAUUUUCUUGCGCAGUCUUGUGCGCAACUACUAAAGUAAUAGGCCAUGACGGUCACAAAAUUCCUGAUUUGUGUUUCAGCCUCGUUUUGGAUUCUACUAGAAGAUCAUGUAAUGUGAUGUGUCUACUCGUUAGGUCUGUGUGAAAUAUCAGCUGAUGUCUGUUGUUUUUGUCUUUACAAUCAGUGACACAGAAUAUCUCCCAACAUGACAGAUCUUAAAUAGUUACUAUGUUGACUACCAGUUUUAAAGUGGUUUACGCUCAGUUAAUUGAUUCUUAAUUGGGUGAACUUAAACCAAACAGAUUCUCAUUGGUUUAAACUACUUUGUUAAAAAAAGAUUAAAUGAUUUAAACUUUCUAUUCAAUAACAGUUAUGCAGAUGUUUUUAUCACCCAAUCAAAUGCUGAAGCCUUUGUCAUAGUGUGCAGACAGGACAAAGUUUUAAGUACUGAUAUUAAUUUACUAUAGUGGGUUACAAAAUACACUUAUAAAGCAACACUUUAAGUGAGUAGGUAGAAGGUCACGGUAUAAUAACAGUAUCAUCACCCAAAUAUUUGGUACUCUAUUCAAGUAACAUUCUUUUGAAAAGGAAUGUGACACUACCUAAGAGUUUCGAAAUAGAUAUCAAUCUGGAUAAUUUAUGUGUCUGACUUAAAUGAAAAUUAGAUGUUUGGGCACAAGUAGUGAAAAAGAAAAUAGAAGGAGUUACAAGUGAAUUGUUUGUAAAGGCUACAAGAGGCUAUUACUUUUUUUAUUAGUUGGCAGGAAACAAUAAACAACAUAAAUGUAUGACCGGCCAUGUCAAUAUCCAAAAAGGGCACUAAAGGAAAAGGAAAUGAUGCUGUAGCUUCAAGACUUGCAGAUUUUACUGGUGAAAAAGAAGUACCUAUUGCAGGACAUAGCAAAAUGUCUUCUCUGGAACAGGAAGAUGCUAAUUCAGGACCAGAAAGUGACCCUAGUGUAAAUGACCUUACAAAUUCUCUGGAAUCAUCAUCUUUGAUUUUUUCUGGAAAUAAGGAAAAGAAGAGCAGUGGAGCAUGUGCAAAUCCUGCUGCCAGCCAACAGGCCGGCAAUGUAGUAAAGUCUGUUGUCCUUCAGAUGCCUGGACAGCGACAACCUAAACAGAUUAGGAAUAGGAACCCACUUAAAGCAGAUCUUGAUGUGGGAAAAGUUUUCAAGAAAUGUAAAGAAGAUCAGUCAACUCGAUUAGAUCUGAGUAAAUCACAGAUUACUGUGAUACCACCAACUGUGAAAGAAUUAGUUCACUUAAAAGAAUUGUAUCUCUAUGGAAACAAGAUUGUUCAACUGCCAAUAGAGAUUGGUUGCCUGGUGAACCUGGAGACGUUUGCAUUGAAUGAAAACUCUUUGACAAAUCUACCCGAUACAAUGGAGGAUUUGAAGAAAUUGAGAUUGCUAGAUCUUAGGCAUAAUAGACUCACAGAGAUUCCAGAGGUGGUUUACCAGUUGAGAUCUCUGACAACACUGUUGAUUAGAUUUAACAGAAUAAAAACAGUUGGUGACGGUAUUAGGAAUCUAACUAAUUUAACAAUGUUCACAUUGCGAGAGAACAAGAUACGUGAAUUACCAAAGGGUAUAGGGUGUUUAGUGCACCUGAGUACAUUUGACGUCUCUCAUAAUCAUUUAGAGCAUUUACCUACAGGUAAACAUAUUUGAUAUAGAAAAUAACCUACAGGU
This is a messenger RNA of Ruditapes philippinarum (Manila clam), 1701 nucleotides long. Its product is annotated as leucine-rich repeat protein soc-2 homolog. The transcript has 7 exons. Gene Ontology annotation, molecular function: protein binding. Lineage: Eukaryota; Metazoa; Mollusca; Bivalvia; Venerida; Veneridae. The record is from RefSeq and is a predicted model, not a curated record. Bases 805 to 1680 code for a protein of 291 amino acids.